This is a messenger RNA of Closterium sp. Naga37s-1, 1231 nucleotides long. The record is from the annotation of a GenBank genome assembly. NCBI's taxonomy places the organism in Eukaryota, Viridiplantae, Streptophyta, Zygnematophyceae, Desmidiales, Closteriaceae.
AUGGCCGCAGACGAUUCGGGCGCGCCGUGGGAGGAGCUUCGGCGCGAGGCGCGGAAGCUGGAGGGCGACCUGGACGUGAAGCUGUCGUCGUACGCCAAGCUCUGCAGCAUGCUGUCGCAUAGCGGAUACGGCGGGGGGGGCGAGGGGGGCGAGGGGGGCAGCGAGGGGUCGGUGGUGGCGGUGGAGAAGGCAGUAGAGGCGCAGCUGCAGCGCCAGGCCGACACCAACAACCGCAUGGCGCGCUGCUGCUCUGCUCUGCUGCUGUUGCCUCGCAUUGUGCCUGCCUCCCUUCCUCUCACCGCCGCUCUGGCCCCUCCCGCCUUCCCUCUCCCCCGACCUUCCCCCUCAAAUCACAGGUUACGGCGAGGGGGGCGAGGGGGGCAGCGAGGGGUCGGUGGUGGCGGUGGAAAAAGCAAUAGAGGCGCAGCUGCAGCGGCUUGCAGACACCAACAACCGCAUGGCGCGCUGCUGCUCUGCUGCCGGUGGUGGUGUGGGUGGCGAGGGCACGGCUGCCACGGCAUCGCUGUCUCAGAAGGUGGCUCGGCAUCGCGACAUCUUACAGGAGUUCACGCAGGUGCGUGGGGGAUCCCUGGUGGUGCUAGUAGUGGUAGUGGCAGUGGUGGUACUGCCGGUGCUGGUGGUGCUGGUGGUGCUGCUGGUGGUGCUGCUGGUGGUGCUGCUGGUGCUGCUGCUGGUGCUGGUGCUGCUGCUGGUGCUGGUACUGCUGCUGGUGCUGGUGCUGGUGCUGGUGCUGGUGCUGCUGCUGGUGCUGGUGCUGGUGCUGGUGCUGGUGCUGCUGCUGCUGCUGGUGCUGCUGCUGGUGCUGCUGCUGUCCUUGAAGGUGGCUCAGCAUCGGGAUAUUCCGCAGGAGUUCACUCAGCGCACGAGGGGCAACCUGGCCAUGAUGAGGCAGCUCCGUCCCCCCUACACUCAGAGUUUCGGCGCACGAGGGGCAACCUGGCAAUGAUGAGGCAGCACGCGGAGCUGCUCUCCUCCUCCUCACGCGCAUCCACCACCGCUACUGCGGAUCUCCUUGUGCCGUCAGGUUCCAGCCAAAGUCAAUUGCUCGAGAGGCGGGCAAUCCACGGCAACAUAGCUCAGAUGGACGAGCUCAUCUCACACGCAGCGAGCACCAAGGCGGCUCUGGUGUCGCAGCGAUCGCUUUUCGCGAGCAUUCAGGGCCGCAUCAAGCUGCUAUCAGAUCGCUUCCCUCUGCUCAGAAGCGUGCUGG